AAGGGAACGACAAAAGGUUAAGACGCAGCUUCCCGGAGUUAUUUCCCGGCAGAGCGCCCUAAGCCACAGUCAUUGGCCCUAAGCCAGCCCCCUCCCGAGUGCUCCUAGUGUUUCUAUAGUAAUUUCUAACCAAUGAUCAGUAGGUGUCCACAUCCUAGCUUCCUCACCUCAGCACCAAUCAGCCACACACAGCGACAGGAGACAGCACGGAGCUAACACUAGGCAGCCACACACAAAACACCUCGGACCAAGCAGAGGAAACACCUACAACGCACCGUUAUUUCCCCCCUACAGCGCCGUGGUUUUAUAAUAAUAAACCGUUUUUUUUUCUUCUAAAAAGCUCGAUAAGCUAUCGCUUUAAGUUUGCUAUUUUUUGUACUUUUUUUCUCAAGCCAGGAAAAUAAGUCUGUAAACAUGCUCCUUUUGUUUUGAGCGCUCUUUUUCAGUGUGGCUGUGCUCUUCCCACAUCCUCGCGUUAUUUUUUAUCUCCAUCGCGCCUUGCGGUAAUGUGCCGCUCUGUGUUGGCAGCAGACUGCUAGGCGUCUGGAAUCUCUUCUCGCCAGGAACCUGGUAGUGCUGGAGGAGACAGAAGCAGGAUGGUAACAUAUUGUUGGUGGUAACCAGCAGCUUCUAGUUUGACGAAGGCCACCGUUGACGGCGACCCCGGACUCUUCCCCAGUGAACCCUGCUCAACCGCCCCCCAGCCAUGUCUAAUAUAAACAAUGCUCUCUGCAUUGAGAACGGACAGAACGCAGACGUGUCUCUCUUACAAAAGGAUAACCUUCAGAACCUGCAGAACCUGCAGAACUUGCAGAACCUCCAGGAUGGUGGAUUAAGCCAACUUUUGGAUUAUAACGCCGAGAUGGAACGGUACCGCUCUUUCGCAAACUUUUACAAAACCAACGGCGCGUUCGGCCAGACGGCCAAGAUCGCCCGCAUCACGACCCCCAUUUUCCCCAGUGCCCGGAUAGGCAUGUCCCCGUGGAACUGCGAUAACGCCAUGCUCUGGGGGAGGAAAUCGGCGACAAUAAACCCUAAUAGGACCAGCAUGCACAGGAAUGACUCCCAGAGGCCGGGGAAGCAUGGCGUGCCGCCAGAAACGCUACAGCAAAUGGCAAAUAAUAAUUUCCUCUCUACCUUAUCCCCCGAACACUGCAGACCUUUAGCGGGAGAAUGCAUGAACAAGCUGAAAUGCGGCGCCGGCGAAGCAGAGAUAAUGAAUCUCCAGGAACGUGUCGGAACUUUUUCCGCCAUUCCGGCUUUAGGGGGCAUCUCAUUACCUCCCGGGGUCAUCGUCAUGACAGCCCUUCACUCCCCCGCAGCCUCGGCAGCCGUUACAGACAGUGCGUUUCAAAUUGCCAAUCUGGCAGACUGCCCACAGAAUAAUUCCUCGGCGUCCGGCGGGAACCCGGCGAAGAAGAAAAGGAAGCGGUGCGGGGUGUGUGCGCCCUGCCGGCGGCUAAUCAACUGCGGCGUGUGCAGCAGUUGUCGGAACCGUAAGACGGGCCACCAGAUCUGCAAGUUCAGGAAAUGUGAGGAGCUGAAAAAGAAACCCGGCUCGUCGCUGGAGGUAGGUCCGUGUUUUCCUAGACUGGUCCCUGAUCUGUUGACAAAGACCUUAGGCGUUGGCUAUACAGCCUGGGACCAGAGGACACCAGUCAACAAUGGCGAGGCAUUCCGGUGGUUCUUUUAGAGCGCCCGACCUUAGUGACAUCAACACGCGGUCAGAGGUCCAGUUAGAACUCUGAUGACAUCACUGCAGGAAGCACUGGGGGUUCAGAGAACCCAAACAACCUCCCAGUUUUUAAACCAGGAGGCAGAAACUCUAAAAAGAUGAAACGAUAAACAUUAUGGUGUUGGUUUAACUCUGUAAUUUCCUUUCCUGUGUAAUUAUUGUACCUUUUGACAGUAUCAUAAUGUCUAUUUUCGGUGUAUAUGAAUGUGUUUCCGUGUCGUUUGGCUGUAAAGUUUACAGUCAAUCUUAUGUAAAGGACUCAAUGGACAAUCAUCACCAAUACGUCAACAACAAAGAUGGCCGCUGCUGGGAUUGAUCAUGUGAUCGUCACACACAACCCCUGAGCAAUAAUCUUUAAAGUUGAUUAUUCUGCUUGUGUUUUCCCUUUAUUUCCAUUUUCAAAUUAUUAUAUCGAAGCUGAAUUAUUUUUUAUAAAAUGUGUCAUUUUUGUUUAAUGCUUGCAUUCCCUGUUUGUGUGUGCGAGCGCCUCUGACUGAGAGAAACUAUAAGGUCCUCCUUGGUAAAUGUCAUGUAUCAUAUAAGUGACGCACCAUGCCAGAGAGAACGGCAUUAUUAUUUAGAUGCUUUCAUUUGGGCUUUCUUUCAGUUUUUGUCCAGCACGUUACUGAAACAGGGCACAUUGUCUUGUGUAGCGAGUUGUACUUUAUUGGAAAACAAAAAGGAGCAUCGUUGUGUUAGUUACUGCACAAAGGGGUGGUUACGAGCCAGACUGCGUUUCUCUUCGGUUUUGAUACGCUUCAAAGAUGGUGUUAUGAUUGGCUAUUUCAUGUAACUGUCUUGCCACCUCCUGACCAUCUUCUGGUUUUUGUUUGAAAUACAAAGGUCAUCUUAUAGGUAACACUAUACUUAAAUCCUGCAGGUAUAAUGCCUCAUUACUUAUAUCCUGCAGGCAUAAUGCUUCAUUACUUGUUUAUUAGCAGGUAUAAUGCUUAAUUGCUUGUUUAUAAGCAGGUAUAAUGCUUAAUUGCUUGUUUAUAAGCAGGUAUAAUGCUUUAUUGCUUGUUUAUAAGCAGGUAUAAUGCUUUAUUGCUUGUUUAUAAGCAGGUAUAAUGCUUUAUUGCUUGUUUAUAAGCAGGUAUAAUGCUUUAUUGCUUGUUUAUAAGCAGGUAUAAUGCUUCAUUACUUGUUAUAAGCAUGUAAUGUCCGUUAGAAUGUCUUAUGAGGUUUAUGAUAUAUACUUGCAGACUAAGUAAAGUGUUACUGGUUAUUACACCCACGCUGUCUAAAAGGGACUUAUUAAUAAUACUAGUAAAGGAAUUCUGAGGUUAAAUUAACAUUAUUCAAAUGGAAUAUUAAGUCAACAGUACAGUUUACAUAUCUGACAACAGUUAUAUACAUUGUUCACUGUGAGUAUCUGUCUGACUACAGUUAUUCUGGAAGUACGGGACUUUCCAUACCUUUCUCCUGCAGAGACCACAAUAACAACAAAUGUCUGUUGAGCUGAAGCCAGAAGUGAACACAUUCCAAAAACGACAAAAAAUGAUUCAAUAAAUGACUCAUCGUCUUCAAAACCCUAUUGUUGCAUGUGUAAAUGUGUUUUGGUUUUAAAGAUUAACAAGAAUUUGUAUAUUGUUGUUGUGAUGCUUUUAUGUGUUAAAAUAAAAAAAAAAGGACUAAAAACAAAUAUUUUGAAUGUCAACGAAUAACGCAACAUUUUUAUCCUCACAUUGUACAAUUAAAUAUUGGAUUAUGAUUCACCUGCAA
Messenger RNA from Oncorhynchus mykiss (rainbow trout), 3460 nucleotides. The record is from RefSeq and is a predicted model, not a curated record. Lineage: Eukaryota; Metazoa; Chordata; Actinopteri; Salmoniformes; Salmonidae.